UAUACUUUAUUCUGAGUUUGAUCUUACGGGAACGGCGCACCCAACCCAGCUGGUAUGUUUUCUUAUCGCAUUCGCUUAAGAAUCCUCAGAUCUCUGCCAAAAUUCCAUUUAUUUUACUCUCAAUAGCAACACUCUUCCUCUCUCUAAUCCGAUAGUCUUGGAUUGAGCUGAUACACAUUUUAUGCGCAAAUUUACAUGGUCGCAUUCACAGAAGUGUGAUUGUGUGUGAGAUGGCGUGUGAAGGAUUGUAGAAAAGUAAUGGGGUCUUGGAAAAAAUCAAAUUCCAAUAAGAAUUUUCUCUCUGCUUCUGAAGAUAAAGACAUGUCGGUCUCAGACCUCCGUGUUACACAUGAAAAAGAACUAGAAAAUUUGACUUUGAUAGCACAGCCUGUUAAAACACUGAAGUUUUUCAUUCUGGCUGUCGUUAAGUACCUCAGGCGCUCAGUAGCAUAUAUUUUGUCACAUGGUGGUUGGAUUAUGCUGUUCAGUACCAUCAUUGCAAUAGCCGGGUUACUACUUUCGACUAUUGAUGGUCCUCAUGAGAAGCACGUUGAGGAAGUUCUACGUUAUAUACAGUUUGGAUUAUGGUGGGUGGCUCUUGGCGUUGCAUCUUCUAUUGGCCUUGGAUCCGGGUUGCACACUUUUGUUCUAUAUUUGGGGCCUCAUAUUGCCUUAUUCACCAUUAAAGCAAUGCAAUGUGGCCGAGUAGACAUCAAAAGUGCUCCGUAUGACACAAUACAAUUAAAAAGAGGGCCUUCGUGGCUUGGAAAGGAUUGUGCAGAAUUCGGCCUCCCUUUGUUUUCGUCUUCACAUGGUAUACAGGUUCCACUUGGUAGCAUAUUGCCCCAGGUCCAAUUAGAGGCAGUCCUGUGGGGCCUUGGGACUGCACUUGGAGAACUUCCCCCUUAUUUUAUUUCUAGGGCAGCGAGCUUAUCAGGUGGCAGAGUGGAUGCCAUGGAAGAACUGGAUGCUUCCUCAAGUGGAGAGAAUGGGAUUGUAUCUGCUAAGCUAAAUCAAAUUAAGCAUUGGUUCCUGUCACAUGCCCAAUAUUUGAACUUCUUUACUAUUCUAGUUCUUGCUUCGGUGCCAAAUCCUUUAUUUGAUCUUGCCGGAAUCAUGUGUGGACAAUUUGGAAUUCCUUUCUGGGAGUUUUUUCUGGCAACAUUGAUAGGGAAAGCAAUCAUCAAAACUCACAUACAGACGGUGUUUAUUAUUUCUGUGUGCAACAAUCAACUUCUUGACUGGAUGGAAAAUGAAUUGAUUUGGAUUCUCAGUUUUGUACCUGGGUUCAACUCUGUCCUACCAAAUCUCAUCACCAAGCUUCAUUCCGUGAAAGACAAGUACAUGGCAAUGAAACCAAAUUUUUCUUCAAAGAGCGAGGUGAAGAAAUGGGAUUUCUCAGUCGCUUUCAUUUGGAAUACCAUAGUAUGGUUCAUGCUAAUUGGUUUUUUCGUUAAGAUUGUGAACGCAACUGCACAAAGGUAUCUAAAGAAACAGCAAGAAAAGGAAAUGGCUUCUUUGAAGAACAAGUCAUUGGAGAUUUCGGGUGAUUCUGAUAAUUCACCUAGAUGAACUUCCAAUUCUUCUUCCUUUUUCCUUCAUUAUGAUUAAUAGGAGUUAGAAAUUUUAGUGACAGUCGUAGUCACAAUUGAAGUUUCUGAAAGGAAUAUUCAUCUGUAAGCCUGCAAUUGAAAUUUGUAUAGAAAGAACAGAAAUUGCAGGAACUAUUAGUUGGGGGUGAUGGGGAGGGAACUUACAAACCAAUGUCAACAGUUUGUGAGUUCAGAUUUGAAACUUAUUGUUAUUUUGUGGCAUUGAAGGAUCAAUUAUUUUCAUAUUUGGAUUAGGAUAUUGUUCUCUGAGGGCAUGUCGCCCUGGCAUGGCCAAGUCCGUUCCUUGAUUUAUUGUUCGAUAGAGUUUUGAUGCAUUGUAUUAUAUCGGACAAUGGGUUGGGGCUUGACUCCCACGUUAACUACUUCCAAUUAUUAGAUAUAAUAUUCUUGUGUUGGUCAACGCA
This is a messenger RNA of Olea europaea var. sylvestris, 2017 nucleotides long. Its product is annotated as vacuole membrane protein KMS1-like. Bases 259 to 1572 code for a protein of 437 amino acids. The record is from RefSeq and is a predicted model, not a curated record. NCBI's taxonomy places the organism in Eukaryota, Viridiplantae, Streptophyta, Magnoliopsida, Lamiales, Oleaceae. The transcript is spliced from 9 exons.